CCCUCUAGCGGCUACUACAACGACAGCCGAGCCGGAAGUGCUACAGCUCGACCGAUACACGUGUAAAAUACACCAAAUCUGAAGGAAAGAAACCCCUUCACGCUAUUUUAUCACUCUGUAGGACUCUGUGGAGUGUGCAGGGAGUGUGAAGAUGUUCGGCUCGUCGCGGUCAGGAGGAGUGAGGGGAGGACAGGACCAGUUUAACUGGGACGAUGUGAAAGUGGACAAACACCGAGAGAACUAUCUGGGGAACUCUCUGAUGGCUCCAGUGGGACGCUGGCAGAAGGGUAAAGACCUGUCGUGGUUUAAUAAAGAUAAACAGAGCUCCGGGGCGAAGGACAGAGAGCAGGAGCUCAGAGCCGUGAGAGAGGCGGAGCACAACGCCAUGAUGGAGGCACUGGGUCAUAAAACGGUUCAGAAGCGUCCGGCCGGUCUGACGAAGGAGGACCUGGUGGAGGUGUGCAGAAGAGAGGGAGAGGGGGACGAACGAGACGUGGACCGAGUCUCCGGCCUGGGAAGCUCCAGUGGUGGAGGGCGGAGGAUGAUUUUGUCCAAACAGGAGAAGGAAGCGGUGAAAAUGGGUCUCCCGGUGUUCACUCAUCAUCAGGUGUCUGGAGGUGAAGCUGGAGCUUCUACGAAAACCGAAGAACCACAGAUAGAAGAAGAGACUAAAAGCGGCAGAACUGACGGCCAGAAGAAAAGUAAAAAGGAGAAAAAGAGCAAAAAGGAGAAGAAGAAAAAGAAAGAGAAGAAAAAGCGGCACAGGAAAGAGUCGUCCCCUGACUCCGACUCUGACUCGGACACUGAGCGUAAAAGGCAUAAACAACACCACAGAGACUGUCGGCGUGAUUCUAGUCCAUCACAUGGCAGUCACAGAGGAUACAAUUCUCACGACAGACGCUCAGAUCGGGGGUCAAAGGUCAGGCAUCGAAGCCCCUCCCCUUCAGCCAGGGACCGCCCACCACGACAUCGCCAUGACACCGACUCAGAUGACUGACAUUCCAAUGAAACAGAUUCCUCAUCUUAUUAAGACUCUCAGUUCAUUAGGAUGGUGUGUUGGGGGGGGUUUAUUGUGCCUGCAGUCUGUGUGUGUGUUGGGGGGGGUUUAUUGUGCCUGCAGUCUGUGUGUGUGUG
Hemibagrus wyckioides is the source of this 1134-nucleotide messenger RNA. It is a transcript of the gene lg07h1orf35, whose product is annotated as linkage group 07 C1orf35 homolog. Lineage: Eukaryota; Metazoa; Chordata; Actinopteri; Siluriformes; Bagridae. The transcript has 8 exons. Bases 152 to 997 code for a protein of 281 amino acids. The record is from RefSeq and is a predicted model, not a curated record.